Molecule: messenger RNA, 942 nt
Organism: Ipomoea nil (Japanese morning glory)
Lineage: Eukaryota; Viridiplantae; Streptophyta; Magnoliopsida; Solanales; Convolvulaceae
Exons: 3
Coding region: 1-942 (313 amino acids)
Source: RefSeq, a predicted model, not a curated record
AUGGAACCCCCUCCUGGGUACACAGAAGAAAACAAUGGUCAAGUUUGCAGGUUAAUCAAGUCCUUAUAUGGCUUAAAACAGGCAAGUAGACAAUGGAACACCAAGCUAUGUGUUGCUUUGCAGAAUAUGGGAUUUAGACAAUCUGUUCCUGACAACUCCUUGUUUUUUCAGAUCAAGGAUCUAGGACCCUUGAAGUAUUUCCUAGGCCUGGAGAUAGCUAGACAGAAAAAGGGAAUUGUAAUCUCCCAAAGAAAAUAUGCAUUAGAACUGUUAGAUGAAGCAGGAUUCAUUGAUUCCAAACCAGUUUACAGUCCCACAGUUCCUUCACAUAAGUUGAGUAAAGAUGAAGGUGAUUUUCUUAAUGAUAAUACUCAGUACAGAAGGAUUUUUUUGGAUAAGCCUACACAUCUACAUCUACAAGCUGCACAUAGAGUCCUAAGGUACAUUAAAGGUGCUCCAGGACAAGGUUUAUUCUUCCUAGCUUCAUCUGACCUACACUUGAAAGCAUUCUCUGAUUUAGAUUGGGGUGCUUCUGUGGAUUCAAGGAAGUCUGUCACUGGUUUCUACAUCUUCCUUAGUCAAGCUUUGCUAUCUUGGAAAUCCAAGAAGCAGGCUACAAUAUCUAGGUCCUCUUCGGAAGCAGAGUGCAAAGCCCUAGCAGCAAUUACUUGUGAAGUUCAGUGGCUACUUUAUAUGCUUAAUGAGCUUGAAUUGCAUCCUAAAGCACCAGUUGCUAUUUAUUUUGACAGCAAAUCUGCAAUUGCAAACAAUGAGAAUCUAGUUUUCCAUGAGAGAACUAAACAUAUUGAAAUAUACUGCCACUUAGUCAGAGAGAAACUUCACAAAGGAAUAAUCAAACUCUUUCAUGUUCCUUCUGGAAGUCAGCUAGUAGAUAUCAUACAAUCUAGCUUGCAGGGGGAUCUCAAGCAAUACAACAGUUAA